UGGCCCGGAACCCGUCCGCGCGGCCCGGGUUCCGCCGGACGGCCGGGUCGGCUCAAUUGGGCGCGUGGCGUCGGGGUUCCGAGCGGGACCGGGCCCCGGAAUGCGAACCGGCUUUUGGGAGAGGAUCCUGUGUGCCCCGCCAGCCCAAGCUGUCCCACAGGGCCUGGGGGCGAGGAUGGUCUUCCUGGACAAAUCCUUUAAUGGAGAACUGCAGACGCAGAGAUGCAAAUCUUCGUGAAGACCCUGACGGGCAAGACCAUCACCCUCGAGGUUGAGCCCAGUGACACCAUUGAGAAUGUCAAAGCCAAAAUCCAAGACAAGGAGGGUAUCCCCCCUGACCAGCAGCGUCUGAUUUUUGCGGGCAAACAGCUGGAAGAUGGCCGCACUCUGUCAGAUUACAAUAUCCAGAAAGAGUCCACCCUGCACUUGGUGCUUCGCCUCCGGGGUGGCAUCAUCGAGCCUUCGCUCCGCCAGCUGGCCCAGAAAUACAACUGCGAUAAGAUGAUCUGCCGCAAGUGUUACGCUCGCCUGCACCCCCGCGCCGUCAACUGCCGCAAGAAGAAGUGCGGCCACACCAACAACCUGCGCCCCAAAAAGAAGGUCAAAUAAGGCCCCUCCACCGGCUCUUUCUUUGCCCGCAAGGCAACCUCCUGCCCGAGCCCCAAGGUCCUGGGGCCUCAAUAAAGUUUCCCUUUCAUUGACUGGAGCAGUAA
Messenger RNA from Mustela lutreola (European mink), 713 nucleotides. RefSeq names its product ubiquitin A-52 residue ribosomal protein fusion product 1 (gene UBA52). Gene Ontology annotation, biological process: translation; modification-dependent protein catabolic process; protein ubiquitination. The record is from RefSeq and is a predicted model, not a curated record. Gene Ontology annotation, molecular function: structural constituent of ribosome; ubiquitin protein ligase binding; protein tag activity. The transcript has 5 exons. Bases 223 to 609 code for a protein of 128 amino acids. Lineage: Eukaryota; Metazoa; Chordata; Mammalia; Carnivora; Mustelidae. Gene Ontology annotation, cellular component: ribosome; cytoplasm; nucleus.